AUGCUGAGCCGCUGGAUGAGCGGCAGCAGCAGGAGCCUGGAGCGGGAGUACAGCUGCACCGUCAGGCUGCUGGAUGACAGCGAGUACACCUGCACCAUCCAGAGAGAUGCCAAGGGUCAGUAUCUGUUUGACCUUCUCUGCCACCACCUAAACUUACUGGAGAAAGACUACUUUGGAAUUCGGUUUGUGGACCCAGACAAGCAAAGGCAUUGGUUGGAGUUUACAAAGUCUGUUGUGAAGCAGAUGAGAGCCCAGCCUCCAUUCACCAUGUGUUUUCGUGUGAAGUUUUAUCCCACCGACCCUGCUGCUCUGAAAGAGGAAAUAACCAGGUAUUUAGUCUUCCUGCAGAUCAAAAGAGAUCUCUACCAUGGCCGCCUUCUCUGCAAGACAUCGGAUGCUGCAUUGUUAGCCGCCUAUAUCCUUCAAGCCGAGAUUGGGGACUACGACCCUGGGAAGCACCCAGAAGGCUACAGCUCCAAGUUCCAAUUUUUCCCCAAACAUUCGGAAAAGCUGGAAAGGAAAAUUGCAGAGAUUCACAAAACAGAACUCAGUGGUCAGACACCAGCUACUUCAGAGUUAAAUUUUUUAAGAAAAGCCCAGACCCUGGAGACAUACGGAGUUGACCCACACCCAUGCAAGGAUGUGUCAGGAAAUGCGGCAUUUUUGGCCUUCACUCCCUUUGGUUUUGUUGUUCUGCAGGGAAACAAGAGAAUUCACUUCAUCAAAUGGAACGAGGUAGCCAAAAUGAAAUUCGAAGGAAAGACAUUCUGUUUAUAUGUAAGUCAGAAAGAGGAAAAGAAAAUUGCUCUUACUUAUUUUGCUCCAACACCAGAAGCGUGCAAGCAUCUCUGGAAAUGUGGGAUAGAAAACCAAGCUUUUUACAAGUUGGAGAAGUCAAGCCAGGUCCGCACAGUAUCCAGCAGCAACUUGUUCUUUAAAGGAAGCCGGUUCCGAUACAGUGGCCGAGUUGCAAAAGAAGUGAUGGAAUCUAGUGCCAAGAUCAAGAGGGAGCCCCCAGAAAUUCACAGAGCAGGAUUGGUUCCUAGCCGCAGCUGCCCUUCCAUCACUCACGGGCCAAGACUCAGCAGUGUCCCCAGGACUCGAAGGAGAGCUGUUCACAUCUCAAUCAUGGAAGGCCUGGAGUCGCUGAGGGACAGCGCUCACUCGACCCCCGUGCGUUCAGCCUCUCAUGGCGAUGCUUUCAUGUCCCAUUCGCGGAGUAGCAGAGCUGAGAGCAGCGAGAGAGUGGCAGUCAUCUCCGACGAGAUCUACAGCCCUGCGGAUAGCGUGCUUCCCACGCCGGUGGCAGAACACAGCCUGGAGCUGAUGCUGCUCGCCAGGCAGAUCAAUGGCGCCCCCUGCAGUAUUGAAGAAGAAAAGGAGUCUGAAGCCAACACACCUACUGCAACUGAGGCUGAUGAGACGGGAGGCGAGUUCAAAGCCUUGUGGCAGGGUGGUGGUGGCGAUGGCGGGACACAAGCUGCACAGGUGAAUAAGUUUGUUUUAAGUGUCCUCCGUUUGCUCCUUGUGACAGUUGGACUCCUCUUUGUUUUGCUCCUUCUCCUGAUCAUCCUUACCGAGUCUGACCUUGACAUUGCCUUUUUCCGUGAUAUUCGCCAGACCCCCGAGUUUGAACAAUUCCAUUAUCAAUACUUUUGUCCCCUCAGGCGAUGGUUUGCCUGCAAAGUCCGCUCCGUGCUGAGCCUGCUCAUUGACACCUGA
This is a messenger RNA of Emys orbicularis (European pond turtle), 1722 nucleotides long. RefSeq names its product FERM domain containing 5 (gene FRMD5). NCBI's taxonomy places the organism in Eukaryota, Metazoa, Chordata, Testudines, Emydidae. The transcript has 14 exons. The coding region runs from base 1 to 1722 and encodes 573 amino acids. The record is from RefSeq and is a predicted model, not a curated record. Gene Ontology annotation, molecular function: cytoskeletal protein binding. Gene Ontology annotation, cellular component: cytoskeleton.